UAUAUAUAAAAAGCCACAUUUUUCUCUUGGCAUAAUCGUCAGUUUAUAAGCCAUAUUAACAACCAAUAGAAAUAGGUUAAACAAUAUGAAGACAAUUUUAAUUACACUUUUCCUUUUUACUAUUUUCGUUAGUACAAUUAGUGUUCCAGUAAGCGAAAUUCUAGGUGAUAUUUCCAUAGAUGUAAAUAAUCAAAUUGAACAUCACAGAGUUAAACGGUUAACUUGUGAUAUACUGAGCGUUGAAGGCAAAGGAUUCAAACUGAACGAUGCUGCUUGUGCAGCAGGAUGUCUAUUAAAGCUUAAACGUGGAGGAUGGUGCGACGAAAGAAGAGUAUGCAAUUGCAGAUAGACGUUCCAAAGAAGCCAUAAAUAAUUAUAUACCAAUUUAUAAAAACAAAUGUAUACUUUGAUUUGCAUUAUACUUCCAAAAAAAUAUCUUUAAAUAUAUAAUAUAAUACAACAUAUUUUUUUA
Molecule: messenger RNA, 472 nt
Organism: Psylliodes chrysocephalus
Lineage: Eukaryota; Metazoa; Arthropoda; Insecta; Coleoptera; Chrysomelidae
Source: the annotation of a GenBank genome assembly